This is a messenger RNA of Plasmopara halstedii, 2035 nucleotides long. RefSeq lists its product as uncharacterized. The record is from RefSeq and is a predicted model, not a curated record. The coding region runs from base 1132 to 1359 and encodes 75 amino acids. The transcript has a single exon. NCBI's taxonomy places the organism in Eukaryota, Oomycota, Peronosporomycetes, Peronosporales, Peronosporaceae.
AAUAAGCCGACACAUGUGAUGGAGAUAGCAGUCUUACUUUCAAAGUAGACGGCAACUACACACCAUUCUGUCCUUAUCAAGAUCCAAAGUUCAUAAAAAAAUUGGGUGAUGUGAUACACAGUUCGAGUGCGACGCGAACGAGUUGAUGCGAUGGUGUCUUGAGAAUAUUAUCGUGCACAUCUAAGCGUGCUUUUUUAACCAUACGCCUCAUAUCACUCGCGGCUUAUUUGCUCUACGAGAUGAUUUUUACAGUAGUAUAUUCGUUUAGCUGAUGGUUUUCCAAUUUUAUGACCUUUUCAGCAUAAAUGUUUAGAUCAAUGAUUGAAGUCACUACAAUCCAUCUAUCGCUGCUGGAGUUAAUAUGACUAUGGCGAUAUUUUGGCAUGACCGAAUGUGCAGAGUCGCGAUGUGAACUGCUGCAACAAGCCAAGAGCGAAUUCAGCACUAAGUCUUGACGAAGAGUCAAUUCACACAUUUGGAAGCAAAGUGGUGCGGUAUUGCCCUGAUAAAAAUAAAGAUCAGUCAAAGAUCUCUCCCUCACUUUACCGAAGCAAGUAAUGGCACAAGCUUUAAGCCAGAACAGAGCCAAAUUGUGACGAAUUAAUAUCAAAAGCAUAGGCUGACCCUUAGAACACCUGUAAGAAAUGCUACCUAACACAAAUCCCGGCUAGAAAUUUGGCUGUGGUGAUGAAUUCUCGAGUGCCUGUCAAUUGUGACAUUGUAGGAUUAAAGUGCAUUCUUGAGUAAGCGUAUAGAGGUUUGGUGGCCAAAACCAUAAUGAGGCGUUUGAUACACCCAACGCUUCAAGUUUCUUCCGGAGAACCGAACAAUUUUUGAGCCAUCGAAUCCGGGUUGACUUUGUACGCCCGCGAAGCAGGUAAUGUGGCCAAAAUCCAGCGAUUUUUAUAUUCCUCAAAGCACAAAUAACGCUUACAAAGUCUUAUUAAACGGAUGAGGCGUAGAGCUCGACAGAAUACACAUAAGGCGUGGAUGCAGCUAACAUAAAUGUAUUAUUUGUAUUUAUACUGCUUACGCAUAGGACGCGAGUGUGACGAUAUUGAAGCAAAGUUGUGGAUCAACGGGAGACUAUCUGGUAUGGAAUCAGGUCAAGUGUAGAAAACCGUCAUUGCGAUGAUUCAAAUUAGACUCGAAUUCAUUCGUUCUGGUACGUCAAAACUUGUCAUCAUUUUCCGGGCAAUUCCUUACAUGUCUGCGACGCGAAAGCGGCCAAAUCUGCUCUUAAGUUACAUCUCUUCUUAUUGUGCUCAGCAGAAUACCUUAUGCAAUGGUUAUCAUGAGACUGCAUUGUGCUCAACAGAUCUCAGCAUGUCCACAUACGCUAAUGGAAUGGAAGUCUGAGAUUAGGAGCGACAGCAGAAGUCUUCAAACCGGCCUUCAGUUUUGCAUCUUUGCGAGAUAAAGACGUUUAGCUUAAGCAGAAGCCCUAGAGGUAGGAAUCCGCGCUCUCGUUACAUAGAAACUGGCAGAUAAGUAAGAGAGAACCAAAUUCAAAAAUUUCCUCAUCCGUGUGUUUAUGCAACAAAACAUUCCACAGGCCAUGCUCAACAAACUGCUCCAUCGCCCUUCUAUCAAAAGUAAACGUUAAGGAAUGGCAACACCACACAUUUGCUACCCUCAAGGGAACACGAGGUGAUUUCGCAAUCAAAUCCAAAACGCUCUCCCAUUGUCUGCAGCAAAUAAACCUCUCGAACAUUUUAUCAUCAUCGAUACGGUAUAAGGCCGUCUCUCAAAUAUGGCUAAAUUUUCCUCACAAUGAGAAGUGCGGCGCUCUAGCCGGAACGGCAAGCAAAAGCAGUUUAUUGCGCAUCAGAUCUUGGCAUACUCUGGCUACACACGGAACAAGACAUAGUGGAAUAGAUCCCGGCCACUCCAUACUUUUCUAACCGACUAUGCUGUCGUUGACAAACGUAAGGAAAUGAGGGAUAAUUUAGUUCGAUUUUUAGUAGCCAAUCAUUGUACUGGAUCUAACCGGUGACAUAUCUUUGUAUCAUACUACGGUGAAUACUGAAAGAUU